This is a messenger RNA of Haliotis rufescens (red abalone), 1783 nucleotides long. Its product is annotated as cytochrome P450 2C23-like. Bases 113 to 1642 code for a protein of 509 amino acids. NCBI's taxonomy places the organism in Eukaryota, Metazoa, Mollusca, Gastropoda, Lepetellida, Haliotidae. Gene Ontology annotation, biological process: xenobiotic metabolic process. The record is from RefSeq and is a predicted model, not a curated record. Gene Ontology annotation, molecular function: iron ion binding; heme binding; oxidoreductase activity, acting on paired donors, with incorporation or reduction of molecular oxygen, reduced flavin or flavoprotein as one donor, and incorporation of one atom of oxygen. Gene Ontology annotation, cellular component: cytoplasm; intracellular membrane-bounded organelle. The transcript is spliced from 5 exons.
AAAGGUUCGAGUUGGUCGUCCCUUGGAUGACCGCGGGAGACCCCGAAGAAUUCAAGUGUGUUGUCAGCCAUCGUUACACGACCGUGACGGCCACAUCGUGGAGACUUCAAGCAUGGCAGUCUUCAGUUGUAUUUGCGCUGUCGCAAUCUUGACAUUGACAACCGGACUGUUGACGUUCAAUGCAUCUGUGACACUGGUGUUUGUCACUAUAUCACUAAUUCUAUGGCUGUCAACGCGGCGUGCCCCAGGACUUCCCCCCGGCCCCCCUCUUCUACCACUGGUGGGCAACGUAUUCUCCAUGGAUGCAGACAUCAGGGUAACAUUCAGCAAACUGCGACGUCAAUACGGCGACAUCUUCAGUGUGUACAUCUUUAACCAACCCGUUAUCGUCCUCAACGGCUACAGCGUCAUCAAAGAGGCCCUAGUCAAGAACGCCGAUGUCUUCUCGCACAGACCGCCGUCAUUUUUAACUGAUCAUUUUUCAAAAGGAAAAGGUCUUGUGUUUUCAACGGGCGCCACCUGGCGGGAACAUAGAAAGUUUAGUAUUACCACUCUCAGAGAAUUCGGAAUGAGCAAAACCAUUCUCGAGGAUGCAAUACAGGAAGAGUUAUCGUUCUUUCUUCAGGCCAUCCACGAAUGUGUCCACACGGACUUCAAUUGUAACCGCGUUCUCAACAACGCUGUAGCGAACAUCAUCAGUUCUGUGGUUUCCGGAAAACGGUUUGAAUACACCGAUCCUUUGUUUGUCAAGUUUAUGAAAUGCCUGGACGAGAACAUCAGAAACAUUGGCACAGCCAAUGUCCUCAACGUUUUGCCCAUUGUUCGCUAUUUACCGGGGGACUUAUUCAAAUUUAAGCAAACUCUUCGAAAUAUAUCUAUGAUUGAUAAAGAAAUAAUUCGUCCGUUUAUUGAAGACAACAGGAACAACUACGAUGACAGUAACGUCACCAACUUCACCUCUGCUUAUAUCAAGGCCAUACAACGGCGCCGUCAGGAAGGUCAAAACACGAAUAUGAGUGAUGGGAAUCUAGAGACAUGCCUUAGAGACCUGUUCAUUGCCGGCUCUGAAACCACAGCUACUGUCCUCCGAUGGGGUCUGGUGUAUUUCCUCAAUUAUCCGGAUGUACAAGAAAAGUGUUUCCAGGAGAUCCUAGAAAACGUCGGGCAAAGCAGACGACCCUCCAUGAAGGACAAGACCAGCUUACCGUACGUCGAGGCAACGGUUACCGAGAUACUGAGGUGUGCCGACAUCAUACCAAGCAGUCUGCCUCACUCUGUACCCCAUGACGUAGAGUUCCGGGGAUACACCUUCCCUGAAGGAAUCACCGUAUUACCUAUGUUGAGCUCUGCCCUACAUGACCCGGAUCUCUGGGGCGAUCCUAGGAACUUCCGGCCAGACAGAUUUCUGGACACUGAAGGGAAGUUUCAGAAGAUGAAUGAGCAUAUUCCGUUCUCCCUCGGUCACCGAGCAUGCCUUGGCGAGGCCUUGGCACGGAUGGAACUCUUCCUCUUUACCACCAGCAUGAUACAGGAGUUCGAAUUCCGGCCUGUAGACGGGGUGAGCCCAUCUCUACAGGGACUGCCCGGCAUCGUCUACCGCCCGCAGCAGUUCAACAUGAAGGCAAUACCAAGGGCAAAAUAACUACUCAUUGGUCUUGUAAUCUCCAUGCCGACCGCCUCCGUGGUCUAGUGGUAGAGCGUCUGCCCGGAGAGCGGAAGGUCCGGGUUCGAUCCCCGGCCGCGUCAUACCAAAGACGUUAAAAGAUGGUACUUGUUGUUACCC